Messenger RNA from Microplitis mediator, 3636 nucleotides. RefSeq lists its product as uncharacterized. NCBI's taxonomy places the organism in Eukaryota, Metazoa, Arthropoda, Insecta, Hymenoptera, Braconidae. Bases 57 to 1952 code for a protein of 631 amino acids. The record is from RefSeq and is a predicted model, not a curated record. The transcript has 3 exons.
UCAGUCAUGCUUUUUAUUUAAUAGUUAACAGUAACUCAAGAAAUUAUUUUAUAAAAAUGACUUUCGUGACACCGAAAAACAUACUUAUGCUUUGUAGCAUUGCAAUAUCAAUUACAAUACAAGCAAAUAGUAUAACAGUUCCACUAGAAAAACUAACACUCGGUGAUACAGUAGAUAAAAUAAAUUUAAAUAAAACAUCCGCUGUAGUUUAUGGGAAUAUAAUAAAUUUUCAUGAUGAAACUCCAUCAUUUGUAAAAUCAUUAACGGAAUCUGUUAAUAAUCAUCCAACGUGGUCAGCAAUCGAGUACAGUUGUUCAAAAUCUUUGAGUUCACUUUUCAAUGACCCAGUUGAUGUGACUAAUUCACCAAUAAAUUUGUUUAAUGUAUUCGACAAACAAAAAUUGAAUCACGAAUCAUUUGGUAUUGAUAAAAAAUACUUAAACAAUAAGUAUACGUGCAUGUUAUUUGAGCUCUGUCAAUUUGAAAAGCAAAAGUAUAAAGACUUUGUUCAUUUGUUUGAUGAAAAAUUGUUUUCAAAAAAUAAGGAUGAUUAUUAUUAUUAUAAUGACAACCGUCGAGGUAUAAAACAUUUUGAUAUUCUCAAAUUUAGAAUACGCAAUGAGACACAUUAUAUAUCUUCUAUUAACAACGGAGACUGUUUAUUUCAGAUUUUUGUAUUCAAUACUGAACCAGAAGAUAUUUCGAUUGAUUACAAUGAAAAAAUUCCUGAAUACAAGAGUAAAAUCUUAAUGGCGAGCAAUAAUAAUACACUUGAAACAAAUGUGAUGAGCUAUUUAAAUAAUUACAAUAUAUCCCUCUGCAAAUUUACAUCGCACCCAUUACAAGUUAAGAGUAAUAUUAUAAGUUACUUAAGAAAUGAAAAUGUUUUGAGUAUCGAACUAACUGUGCUUCCUAAAUUACCGAGAUCUUUGAAUUCCAAAGAAGGUGAUGGUAAAUUAUUGGCCACAGACUCAAAGUGGACGCAAAUGAAGCCAGGAGACACUUUUAAUAUAAGAGACAUCAAAUCAGAUUCAAUUUUGAUAAAUGGAAACAUUUUGAAUUUUUUGGUUUUUGAUAAAUUUGACUACAGGAACUUUAAUGACAACUAUCAAAUAACUAAUAAUUCUUACAUAAAUUCGAAUUAUAGAUCACAAUGUCGUGAAUCUAUAGUAAAAUAUUAUAAUUAUGACAGUAAAAAAAAUGUUGAAAAGUUGACACCAUUCGAUUGUUAUUUACAAGAGGAAUUUUAUGGAAUCGACAGUAAAUUUUUAAAUGAAAAUUAUAAGCGCGUUGAAGUAAAAAUUUGUCGAAUUAUUGAAGAAGAGAAAAUAAAAAUAGAUCCUUUCGAAAUUGUUUAUUUGGAUGAAAAGUUCAUAGAUUUUGAAUACAACGUAUUCGAUAAUGAAAAUGUCGUCAUACAAUUUCCAAAAGGAAACGAGACACAUUAUAUUUCGUCAAUUCAAUUUGGUGAUUGUUUGUAUCAGGCAUUAGUGUACAAGCUGAACGGAAAGUUUACAGAAAAACCAAUCCACGCUGGCAAAAUUUUGUCAGCGAGCAAAGACAGUAAAUUAGAAGAAUGGGUCAAAACUAAUCUUAUGGACAAUAAUUUGAAUCAAAUCUAUUCCAAUCAAACAAUCAAAGAUGAAGUUAUAGAAAAACUGGGAAACAGAGUUCUACUAAACCUUAACCUACGAUCAUUACGUGAAAAACGUUCUCCACCAUAUUUAGAAUUUAUUCAAUUUCAUAAUUUCACAAACUUGUCACAUGACUUACCGACAAAAAUUCUUAAAAAUUCAUCACAAGAUUUGCCUACAAUACUUUCCAAAAAUUCAUCACAAAAUUUACCCACAGAAACUCCAGAUAAAUUAGAUCCAAACUUUUCAAGUUCGUUAAAAUCUUCGUUAUUUAAUAUUUUGUUACUACUGACUAUCAUGACAUUAUUAUUAGUUUAAUUUUAUCCCUGGUGGAUUUGAAUCACGGUGGAAACACCGUGGAUCCACUGUGGUUACGCGGUGGGUUUGUGCCAUUUGGUGUCACGCUUAAAUAACCGCAGACAAAAUAACCGCGACAAAAUAAGCGAAUGAUAAAAUAACCGACAACAAAAUACACAAAAACCGUGAUAAAAGGACGGUUAUUUUGUCUUUGGUUGAACUGUUACGCAACCGUGCAAUUUUACCACCGUGUUUAUACGGUGUAUCCACCGUGAUUACACAGUGUAACCACCGUGAUUAAACGGUAUGCAAACUGAUAUUUGUAUAUAAUUAUAUAAAUUUUUAUAGUUCAAUUUCAUAUAAAUAUAUAAAAUUACAUUAUUUUGUAUAUAAUCUUACAUAUUUAUCUAUUCAGUCAAAAAACUUAGAUAUAAUUUUUGAAUUUUUCAUAUAAUUUUAUAAAUUUAUACAAAAUUUUAAAUGAUCAUAUAAAAUUUUUAAUAAUUGAAUUUUAACAAAUUCUAUCUAAUAGGAGCGGCUGAGGCAGCCGUUCGGCACGCACGUGGCUCGGGCGAUCACCGAAGUUAAGUAGCAUCGAGCAUGGUUACUAUUUGGCUGGGUGACCGCUUAGCCACGCGUUGGGCUCGAACGAAGGUCUCUGAUCGUUAGGGGCGGGAUGAAGAGCCAGUGAUCGGUAAGAUGGGAAUUUUAUCGACCACUGGAGCUUCACCUAAUAGUCCAGUCGGCAAGUGAUUUAAAUGGCGGUCCUAGUAGAUUAAGCGAGGCGGAGACCGAUUUUGACGAUUUUUUUUUUGAUUCCGCACUAAAAAAGGAUUUCCAAAAAAGUUGAACAGGUUUCCCGUGUUGCUUUUGAUUAUUUAAAUAUUUAAAAAUUAGUACUUAGUUAACUUUUAAAUAUCUCGGAAACUAUAGGGAAAUCGGGAAAAAAAAUUGAGAAUAAAAUGUAGAGAAAUAAUCAAAGAAAAAAAUGAAACCAAUCCGAAGUCUAUACGACUAAUAGUUUACGAGAUAUGAUUUUUUUAAUGCAAAUUAAUUUUUCGCCGCGCGCGCGGGAGUAAACAAUUACCUGGAACUUUUUGAAAAAUGCAUAAAUUAAUAAAAAUUUUUUUCUAAUUCGUAGUUCUUACAAUUCAAGCCGAUAAACGAAAAGUUUCAAAUCGAAAAAAUAAUUUUUUCGAUUUUUUACAUUAAAAAAACCAUUUUUUGGUUUUUUGGAUUUAAAAAAUCAAAAUUACCAAAAAAAUUUUUUUGAUGCAAAUACAAUUAUUCUAUUAGUUAAAAUAUACUCCCUAAAUAAAAAAAUAAUCUAAAAAAAAAUUUUUUUCUACAAAAAACAAUCGAUUGAAAAUUUUAAAUUUUAUGUCGCUGGCCCUAUCCAUUUAAUGAGUAAGACAGAGAUAGCAAUAUAUGUCUGUCACUCUAAUCGCUGGUCGAGCGCCGCUAGUGGGGGAUUCACAAUAAUAAUAAAGAUAUAUACGGUGGUCAUGAUUCGAAAUAUCCAAAUCGUUUUAUUUUUUUUUUAUACUCCAAACUUUUGUAAUAGAAAUUUUUUUUUUAUUCAAAUUUAUUUUUUUUUUCUUUAAUUUCUUCUGUGUGUAAACAAAUUUUUUUUUUUACAAAACUUUUUUUGCAAAAAAAAAAUUAUUUAUCUGAAAAAUUAAUUUUACAAAAACUUUUUUUUUAU